AUGGGUGGAUUUGCGUCCUGUCGAGGAGCUAUGUUGAAGUUCAUUCCAGUCUUACCGAACUACAUUACCAUACUCGAUUUUUCUAGAAAUCGAUUGGAAAGUAUCAACGCUUCAACUUUUAGCUACCCGGAAUCAUAUCAUUGUAAAACACCACCUGGAAAAGACGGUGCGUUGCUUGAAAAUGCCAUGCCAACAUUUUUUAAAUGUCAAAAUAAUGACAUAUUUUUUGCAGUAGUCACAUCACUGUCCUUAUCAGGUAUUGUUUUUGUGAUUAUUUCAAGUUUAAUCUUCCGUUUACGAUGGCAUAUACGGUAUUGGGUAUAUCUCUAUCGUGUUAAAAAGAAAGGAUUUUCUCUAAUUACAUAUGAGGCGGCAAAUUUUGAGUUCGAAGCAUACGUAAUUUACUGUGAAAAAGACUUACACUGGAUCCGACACAAGCUAUUAGAAAAUAUUGAAAAGGAGUCUGGAAUUCCUCUAUGUAUAAAAGAUCGUGAUUUUGAAGUUGGUAAUGCAUUAGUAGACAAUAUUGUUGAAAACAUGUCUGCUAGCAGGAGAAUAAUUCUCAUUAUAUCUCGUGAUAUGGUAAAAAACAGCUGGUGCCUCUUUGAAACGAGAAUAGCACAGGAACAAUUUCUGAACAGGGAAUCUGAUGCGUUAAUAAUUAUUAUGGUGGAGGAUGUUUCUGAAGAAAAUAUGUCGUCAAGUUUGCGUGCCUUUGUCAAUUCAUCACCAGUUUGUAAAUUUCCAACAAAAGAAUAUGAAGAAGGACCAUUCUGGUUGGACUUAACAAAAUUACUUCGAGAGCAAAGAUAGAACUGGAAAAUUCAAAUCCUCUCCGAACCUGCUUUAAAAUUACUUGUGUUAGUAUA
This is a messenger RNA of Mytilus californianus (California mussel), 869 nucleotides long. RefSeq names its product toll-like receptor 2. The coding region runs from base 1 to 813 and encodes 270 amino acids. Lineage: Eukaryota; Metazoa; Mollusca; Bivalvia; Mytilida; Mytilidae. Gene Ontology annotation, cellular component: membrane. Gene Ontology annotation, molecular function: transmembrane signaling receptor activity. The record is from RefSeq and is a predicted model, not a curated record. Gene Ontology annotation, biological process: inflammatory response; immune response; toll-like receptor signaling pathway. The transcript is spliced from 2 exons.